UUACUUAUAAAUUGCCCUGCUCGGAGUCCCAGAGACCUCUGAGCGUUGAGUCCAAAUCAUAGAAUGGACCCGGUUGCUUUUGCUGCGCCACUACACUGUUAACUACACGAAAGCCCCGUAAACCCUUUCUCUUUCUCUGCAUUCCACGUAUCAUAACCCGCGCAAUUGAUUUUCCCUCCGCCCCAAAGAACCCAGCUUUGUGUGCAGACAGCAAUGGAAAUUAACUCGAUUUCCAAGUUGGUCUUCUUCUUUGGUUUGGUCUGGUUUCUGGGUUUGGGUUUCCAGACGGUCCAGUGUAGCGUGACCUACGAUAGGAAGGCCAUGGUCAUCAAUGGGCGAAGGAGAAUUCUCUUCUCUGGCUCUAUACAUUAUCCCAGAAGUACUCCAGAGAUGUGGGAGGACCUGAUACAGAAGGCAAAAGAUGGAGGUCUGGAUGUCAUUGAAACCUAUGUUUUCUGGAAUGUUCAUGAGCCUUCUCCUGGCAAUUAUAAUUUCGAAGGGAGAUAUGAUUUGGUGAGAUUCAUGAAGACCAUACAAAAAGCAGGGCUCUAUGCCCAUCUCCGCAUUGGACCUUAUGUUUGUGCGGAGUGGAAUUUUGGAGGAUUUCCCGUUUGGCUCAAGUAUAUCCCGGGCAUCAGUUUCAGAACAGACAAUGAACCUUUUAAGAGGGCAAUGCAAGGGUUCACUGAGAAGAUUGUGGGACUGAUGAAGACGGAAAACCUGUUUGAGUCCCAGGGUGGCCCCAUCAUACUCUCUCAGAUUGAGAAUGAGUAUGGGGCACAGAGUAAGUUACUCGGGGCUGCUGGUCACAAUUACAUGACUUGGGCGGCAAAUAUGGCUCUUGAAUUGGGAACUGGGGUCCCCUGGGUGAUGUGCAAGGAAGAAGAUGCCCCAGAUCCAGUGAUAAACACAUGCAAUGGUUUUUACUGUGAUGCAUUCUCUCCCAACAAACCCUACAAGCCCACGAUGUGGACAGAGGCUUGGAGUGGCUGGUUUUCGGAAUUUGGUGGUCCACUCCACCAGCGACCAGUCCAGGAUUUGGCUUUUGCGGUUGCUCGAUUCAUACAGAAAGGAGGAUCUUUGGUUAACUACUACAUGUACCAUGGAGGAACCAAUUUUGGACGUACAGCUGGGGGUCCUUUCAUCACUACAAGCUAUGACUAUGAUGCUCCAAUAGAUGAAUACGGUUUGAUUCGGCAACCAAAGUAUGGCCAUCUGAAGGAGCUUCAUAGGACAAUUAAGAUGUCUGAGCAAGCUUUGGUUUCAGCCGAUCCUAUUGUGACAUCGUUAGGGAGCUUUCAACAGGCUCAUGUAUACUCAUCAGAAUCAGGAGAUUGUGCAGCUUUUCUUUCAAAUUAUGACACAAAGUCAACCGCAAGAGUGAUGUUCAAUAACAUGCACUAUAAUUUGCCCCCCUGGUCCAUCAGCAUCCUUCCCGAUUGCAGAAAUGUAGUCUUCAAUACAGCAAAGGUUGGAGUUCAAACAUCACAAAUGGAAAUGUUGCCAACAAAUGCUGAGAUGUUCUCAUGGGAGAGCUAUGAUGAAGAUAUUUAUUCUCUGGAUGAUAGCUCAACAAUCACUGCCCCUGGUCUCUUGGAGCAGAUAAAUGUCACAAGGGAUACUAGUGAUUAUCUCUGGUACAUAACUAGUGUUGAAAUUGGCCAAUCUGAAUCCUUCCUUCGUGGAGGUGAACUCCCCACUCUAAUUGUUCAAUCAACUGGCCAUGCUGUCCAUGUCUUUGUUAACGGACAGCUUUCAGGCUCUGCGUUCGGGACAAGGGACAUUAGGAGAUUCACUUAUACCGGCAAGGUUAAUCUACGCGCUGGAACAAACAGAAUUGCACUGCUGAGUGUUGCCGUUGGUUUGCCGAACGUGGGUGGCCAUUUUGAGUCAUAUAACACGGGAAUCCUUGGUCCAGUGGCACUGCAUGGACUUGACCAGGGAAAGUGGGACUUAUCCUGGCAGAAAUGGACCUACCAGGUGGGGCUAAAAGGAGAAGCCAUGGACCUAGUUUCUCCAAAUGCCAUUUCCUCUGUUGAAUGGAUGCAGGGAUCAUUAGCUGCACAGAAACAACAGCCAUUGACUUGGCAUAAGACAUAUUUCAAUGCACCAGAAGGAGAUGAACCACUGGCCUUGGACAUGGAGGGUAUGGGCAAAGGUCAAAUAUGGAUUAAUGGGCAGAGUAUUGGGAGAUAUUGGACUGCAUAUGCUAGCGGUAAUUGCAAUGGUUGCAAUUAUGCUGGAACAUUUAGACCUCCAAAGUGUCAGCUGGGUUGUGGCAAGCCCACUCAACGAUGGUACCAUUUGCCUCGGUCUUGGUUGAAGCCAACACAAAAUCUGUUGGUGAUCUUUGAGGAACUUGGAGGAAAUCCCUCAAGCAUUUCUCUUGUGAAGAGAUCAAUGGCCAGUGUUUGUGCUGAGGUCACAGAGUACCAUCCUACCUUUAAGAAUUGGCACAUUGAAAGCUAUGGAAAAUCAGAAGAGCUACACAGACCUAAGGUUCACCUGCGGUGUAGUCAGGGGCAGAGCAUAUCUUCCAUUAAGUUUGCCAGCUUUGGAACUCCUCUAGGAACUUGUGGGAGUUACCAGCAAGGAGCAUGCCAUGCCCCAACCUCAUAUGCUAUCUUAGAGAAGAAGUGCAUAGGGAAGCAGAGAUGCACGGUGACAAUAUCCAACAGUAACUUUGGGCAAGACCCAUGUCCAAAUGUGAUGAAGAGGUUAUCAGUUGAAGCUGUUUGUGCUCCUAUGACUACCACAAAUUGGGGUGAUUAAACAGGUGAAAAAGAGGCUAGAACUACUCAUAAAUGUUCCAUCUGACUUUAACUACUUAUAUAGAGGCAAGAGAAGCAAGGAAAGAAGAAUAAAAAAAAGAAGAAUAGGAGAAAGGUUUCUAGUUUGUUAGGUGUGAGUGAAUCCUCAUGUCAGAUGGAUAGUAGCUCUGGCCAAGUGUUUGCUGCUGAAAGCAAUUAGUUUUUAAUUUAAGUAGGGCCAAUGGACUUUGUGUAAAAUAGUGAUUGUUAGGUAGGCGAGUUUGUAAAUACCCGGGGUCCUACAAUUUGGAACCUGUGGUAAUUUCAGAGCCCCAGUCCUCGACCUUUUAACCGGAAAUGGGCACUGGGAAAAGGGUGGUUUGAUGUUUAUGCUAGUGUGAUUUAUAGUUGCCUGUAUUUCUUGGGGAAAAUCAAAACCCAAUUAGGUUCAUGUUGGGAGCGGAUCCUAAUAUGGUUACUGUUUUCUGUGCAAGCAGUUUUCUUAAUUUAAAGUCAAUUCCAUGACCAUCCUACUUCAUGGUGGUACCUUUUGGUGACUUUUUGCA
This is a messenger RNA of Juglans regia (Persian walnut), 3316 nucleotides long. RefSeq names its product beta-galactosidase 3-like. Gene Ontology annotation, molecular function: carbohydrate binding; beta-galactosidase activity. Bases 214 to 2772 code for a protein of 852 amino acids. Gene Ontology annotation, biological process: carbohydrate metabolic process. Gene Ontology annotation, cellular component: vacuole; cell wall. Lineage: Eukaryota; Viridiplantae; Streptophyta; Magnoliopsida; Fagales; Juglandaceae. The record is from RefSeq and is a predicted model, not a curated record. The transcript is spliced from 19 exons.